CCAUCACAUCGAAAUCCUUCUCAAUCUUACAACUUGUCAUCAUGUCGUCGCGGGCCGCCUUGAUCAUGGGGCUACUUGAACCUUUUAUUAGUAUGUAAGCGGCUGAUGCAUCUAUCUAAAGUCAUCGAAAUUCCUCCUCUUCCGUAUGAAUACUACCUAUCAAUACCCUUUUCCUUGCUGGAAUGUACAACUUUUUGCGAUCCAAGGUUACAUCUACUUGAACUCACUUGAUAAGGCCCAUCUAUUCCGCAUGAUACAUAUACAUCCUAUAGCCUGAGUACCAGUGAAGACCUGUUUUUCCUCUGCUUAAUUCCUACAUCUCUCACACCCCCUUUCCUCUUCCGUAUCGACAACCUUUGUUGUUGAUUCUGGGACAAGAAACAAAAAACAAUGUCUUCCACCAAAGUCGACCUUGCCGAAUACCUCUUCACCAGACUCCGUCAGAUCGGGGUCAAAUCCGUUUUUGGAGUGCCGGGGGACUUCAACCUCACGACAUUGGAUUACGUGGCACCGGCGGGCCUCGACUGGGUGGGAAAUGCCAACGAGCUCAACGCGGGGUACGCGGCCGACGGGUACGCCAGGAUCCGAGGGGUGUCCGCCCUCGUCACGACGGGCGGCGUGGGCGAACUCUCGACCAUCAAUGCCAUCGCCGGGGCGUACGCCGAGAUGGCACCGGUGGUCCACAUCGUGGGGACGCCCGCGACGCACAUCCAGGGCCAGGGGCUCUGCAUGCACCACACUCUGGGGGAUGGCAACUUUAGGCUCUUCGCCGACAUGGCGGCCAGGGUGACGGUGGCACAAACCAACCUCGUGGACGCCGACACGGCGGCGUCCGAGAUCGACCGGUGCCUGAGGACGUGCGUGAUGGAGAGUCGGCCGGUCUACAUCGAACUCCCCACCAACAUGGUCAAAGCCAGAGUGUCACGCGCAAGCCUCGGGAAGCCGCUCGACUUUUCGAUCGAGACCGACGAGGGCUUCGAAGACACCGAGGCCGACUUGAUCCUGAGCAAGAUCUACGCCUCCAAACAACCUUUUAUCCUCGUGGACGGUUUCACCUCGCGGUACGGCAUCAGCGCCGAGGCCGACGAGUUGGUCCGCGAGACCGGUUUCCCGACGUCGACCACGCCCUUUGGUAAGGGCAUCGUCAACGAAUCCUACUCCAACUUCUAUGGCAUCUACGCCGGCAUCGCGGGGCCUCAGGUCUACAUGCCUUGGGCGCGCGGGUGCGACUUGGUGCUGCGCCUGGGCCCGUUGAACAGCGACGUCAACACGUUCGGCUUCAGUACCAUCCCGGACCCGAAGACGUCCAUCACGUUCGAACGGGACAGCGUCGACAUUUGCGGGACGAGGUACCAAAACAUCCACGUCAAGCAUCUGUUGAGACGGGUGCUGUCCAAACUCGACAGGUCGUCGCUGCCCAAGUACACGCCGACCAUGGACCUGGGGGACCCCAAACAGAUCCUGGCGGACCUGCCACCGACCGCGGACGACGAAAUCAUCGCACACGACACCUACUGGCGACGCAUGUCGAACUUUUUCAGGCCCGGAGACAUCAUCCUCACGGAGACGGGCACGCCGAGCAUCGGCGGGCGUGACUUUGUCCUUCCACCUCACACGACUCUCAUCAACUCUUCGAUCUGGUUGUCGAUCGGUUACAUGUUGGGGGCCUGCGCCGGGGCCGCUCAAGCCCAGAGGGAUGGGAUGACGACGACGAUGACCGAUGAGGGUCUUGACGUUGUCGAGACGGCGAAGAAAGGACGUACGAUCCUUUUCGAGGGGGACGGGAGUUUCCAAAUGACGGCCCAGGCGGUCUCCGACAUGAUCCGGAACCGGCUCGACGUGAUUAUUUUCCUGAUCAACAACGAUGGUUACACGAUCGAGAGGUGGAUCCACGGGAUGAAGGCAGACUACAACGACUGUCAACCUUGGAGGUACCUGGAAUCGUUGGAUUAUUUCGGUGCCCCCAAAGAUGACCCUUCCUAUCCGGUACUGACAAAGAGGGCCGAGACUUGGGGUGAAAUGAACCUGAUCCUGGCGGACCCAACGGUACAAGCGGGUAAAGGUCUGACCAUGGUAGAGGUGGUGAUGGGAAAGGAGGAUGCUCCGGACGUACUGAAGAAGUUGGUCGAGAACGUGUCGAGGAGGAGCAGCGGGGAGUUUGAAAGGGGACCUACCACGAGGACGGGUGACAAGAAGGAGGCUCUCGUCAUUCCCACCCCGGACGAAAAGGCCAUGAAGGUCGCGGGAUAGGUCGUGGAACGGUCUAGAACCUUUUUCGACCCUCUUGAGAAAGGGAAGCCGGUUGGGAGAGUGUCGAGCAGUGUGUGUACGGUACCAGUACAAGUAUGGAGUGUGUUGCAUAUAUACAGAUACCGGACAAUAUGACUAUAGUAAUGAUAUACGUUUUGUACGGAGUGAUAAA
This is a messenger RNA of Exophiala oligosperma, 2422 nucleotides long. RefSeq lists its product as uncharacterized. The record is from RefSeq and is a predicted model, not a curated record. Gene Ontology annotation, molecular function: carboxy-lyase activity; magnesium ion binding; thiamine pyrophosphate binding. Lineage: Eukaryota; Fungi; Ascomycota; Eurotiomycetes; Chaetothyriales; Herpotrichiellaceae. The transcript has a single exon. Bases 391 to 2250 code for a protein of 619 amino acids.